This is a messenger RNA of Suncus etruscus (white-toothed pygmy shrew), 539 nucleotides long. RefSeq names its product U6 snRNA-associated Sm-like protein LSm5. The transcript has a single exon. The record is from RefSeq and is a predicted model, not a curated record. The coding region runs from base 1 to 270 and encodes 89 amino acids. Gene Ontology annotation, cellular component: Lsm1-7-Pat1 complex; U6 snRNP; U4/U6 x U5 tri-snRNP complex. Gene Ontology annotation, molecular function: RNA binding. Gene Ontology annotation, biological process: mRNA splicing, via spliceosome. Lineage: Eukaryota; Metazoa; Chordata; Mammalia; Eulipotyphla; Soricidae.
AUGGCAGCUAGUGCUACCAUGAACCCCUCGCUUCCUCUGGAGCUUGUGGACAAAUGUAUAGGAUCCAGAGUUCACAUCGUGAUGAAGAGUGAUAAAGAAAUUGUUGGCACACUUCUAGGAUUUGAUGACUUUGUCAAUAUGGUAUUGAAAGAUGUCACUGAAUUUGAAAUUACACCAGAAGGAAGAAGAAUUACUAAAUUAGAUCAUAUUUUGCUAAAUGGAAAUAACAUAACAAUGCUAGUUCCUGGAGGAGAAGGACCUGAAGUUUGAGUGGAUCUCCUUGACCUAUGUUAAGAUUCUGGUGUUAUUUUAUUUUUUCAUCUUUUCUAGAUUCUUUUUGUUACAUCAACAAAACUUGCUUUUUAAAAAAAAAAAUUUAAAAAGACAAAAAUGUUAAUGUUUGGAUCACUGAAGCUAAGUUUCCUGUUGAAGGGAAAUGCUUUAAAAGUGGAUUGUAAAUGCCCGUUUUUGUAAAUUAAUCAUGAUUGUAUUGGGAAGAAAAGGACUGUUUAAUCUUUGUAGAUUAAAGUAAAAGUGUU